Molecule: messenger RNA, 3588 nt
Organism: Procambarus clarkii (red swamp crayfish)
Lineage: Eukaryota; Metazoa; Arthropoda; Malacostraca; Decapoda; Cambaridae
Product: zinc finger protein 271
Biological process (GO): regulation of transcription by RNA polymerase II
Molecular function (GO): DNA-binding transcription factor activity; RNA polymerase II cis-regulatory region sequence-specific DNA binding
Source: RefSeq, a predicted model, not a curated record
CAUUUAAAAAAUGGUGGCGGCGGCUCACUCUGGUCCCCCACCAAAGGGGCCAACACCGAAGGUAAACACAAGAGCGUCCCCGCCCCCGUGUUGACGCUCCUGGACACCAUACCUGGUGGCGGCUCCCAGAGAUCUUUUACUCCACGAGCCCGGCCUGGGGCCAUCCUGCUGGGCUCCUCUCUCCUCCCAGAUCUCUGGGAGUGUUUCAUUUAGACAUUGUACACUGCAUCAUGUAGCCUUGGCACUCUUGUACUCUGGCAAGACAUCACUAGUGCCCCACUGCUGGAUACCAUCUACUUGUAAAAUACAUUACGGUUCAUACAAAACAAUUAUCAGUGUAUAUAGUGCUUAAACUUUAAAAAUAGGUAUUCAAGUAUUAUCUGUGUCUGUGUUCAGAAUAAGAAACUAUUGGUGUAAUCUAUAUUUAUGUUAAAAUAUAUUUAUACAUAUAUAUAUUUUUAUAACAUGAAAAUGUCUUCAGGAAUUACUGCAAUUCAUUCUUUUACUUUUUGUUUCUCAAAAAAAGGUCUUCUUUAAUUAAAAGUUCAUUCAAAUGACAAAUAAUGCUUAAAUUCAGACUUUUAUAACUUCUUCACUGAAACUUAGUGACCUAGUCCAGUUACCCAUAAUGAAAGUUGUUAUUGGAAAGGAACCGUAUCAGUGUCCCGAGUGUCCAGAAUGCUUCUCAGAUGAGUCUACUUUAAUGAGACAUAUGGCAGUUCAUACAGGAAAGAAAACUUACCGGUGCUUAGAGUGUCUAAAAGACUUUGCAAGAAAAUCUUCCCUUACCAAUCAUAUGAAAAUUCAUGCAGCAGAGAACCAGCAGUGUCCUAUAUGUCAAAAAAUUAUUACAAAGAGAUGUAAUCUUUUAACGCACAUGAGAGUUCAUAGUGGAGAAAAACCAUAUCAGUGCUCAGAAUGUUCAAAGAAUUUUUCAGCAAAAUCCUAUCUGGAUAAGCACAUGAGAGUUCAUUCAGGGGAAAAACCAUUCCAAUGUUCAGAGUGUUUCAAAGGUUUUACAAAUUAUGCUAAUGUGUUAACUCAUAUGAGAAUUCAUACUGGUGAGAAACCAUAUCAGUGCUCAGAAUGCCAUAAAUCAUUUUCACAGAAGGGUAAUCUAGUAAAGCAUAAAAGUAUUCAUACAGGACUAAAACCAUAUUUAUGCUCAGUGUGUAAAAAAGGAUUUACAGUCAAAUCAGUUCUAUUGCAACACAUGAGAGUUCAUACAGGAGAAAAACCAUAUCAGUGUACAGAGUGUCUCAAAGAAUUUUCAGAAAGGUCUGUUCUUUUGAAACAUAUGAGAGUUCAUACAGGGGAAAAACCGUAUUCAUGUUUAGAGUGUUUAAAAUGCUUUUCACAAAAAUCUACUUUAGAUAACCAUGUUAAAGUUCAUACAGGAGAAAAACCACAUUCAUGUUCAGUUUGUCAAAAGGGCUUCUCCAAAAAGAGUUCUCUAGCUUCUCAUAUGAGAGUUCACACAGGAGAGAAACCAUACAAAUGUUCAAUUUGUACAAGAUACUUCUCAGAGAAAUCUUCUUUAAUAAAACAUAAGAGGCUUCAUUCUGGAGAGAAGCCAUAUCAAUGUUCAGUGUGUCUAAAAAUGUUUUCAGAGACAUCUGGUCUCUCUAAACAUAUGAAAGUUCAUACGGGAGAGAAACCAUUCAAGUGUUCAGAGUGUCUGAAGAGCUUUUCAGGAAAAUCUAAUUUAAUAAAACAUAUGAGAGUUCAUACAGGAGAGAAACCCUUUCAGUGUUCAGUGUGUGCUAAAGAAUUUUCUGAAAAAUCUGCACUAUUGAAACAUGUGCGAACUCAUACAGGAGAGAAACCCUACAAAUGUACAGUGUGUAUUAAAGAAUUUUCACUUCAAUCUAGUUUAGUAAUACACAUGAGAACUCAUACAGGCGAUAAACCAUAUAAGUGUUCAAUGUGUCCCAAAGCAUUUCCAGACAAAUCUGCUCUAUCCAAACAUAUGAGAGUACAUACAGGAGAAAAAUUAUAUCAGUGUUCAGAGUGUCUUAGAGCCUUCUCAAAAAAAUCCACUCUAUUACGACAUAAGAGAGUUAAUUCAGGACAGAAUUCACAUCAGUGUUCUGAAAUUAUUAUGUAAUUAGGUAUUCCCAAUAGGGAUACCUUAUUCAUUUUGUGACAAUUAAUAUUUGUUUAUAAAUGAGUUUCCCUGAUUUGCAAUGAUUGGGAUCUAGAGCCAUUAUGGGUCAUUGAUAAUUUAUGAUUAUCAAUGUAUCCUCCCCGUAUUCUGGUCGGGGAGGAUUUACUGGGCGCAAAUGCCUAACUGUAGACUCUGUUUAACUCAACAGUAAAAUGGGUACUGUACUUGGUUGUAAAAACGAUUCUUCGUGGGGGUCGUAUUCCAAGGAACAUAGGAGUAAGGACUUGCCCGAAAUGCUACGAGUACUAGUGGCUGUACAAGAAUGUAAAAACUCUUGUAUAUAUAAACGAGAUAUCACACCAUACUUUACAGUUCAAUAUGAUACGACUGAACUCGCACUGUGUACAUUGCAGUGCUGUGUAGCAUGUUAUAUAUUAUCAUUAUAAAUUCAGACUGCACUCAAAAUACAAACAAGUGCACUUUAUACUCUGUACAGUAUACAUGAAAUUCACUUUGUAAAAUACUGUUCAGUUAAUAUAAUAAAAUCAUUUAAACGUAUACUUACAAAGAAAAAAGAUGCACCCCUUUUGCCAGUUCCAGAUGAAUUUUGAAAUUGUUAGUAGUAUUACAUGGAGUGUGAAAUGAAGGCUUAUUGAAAGGUAGGAAAUGGAUAGCUGUUUUAAGUAGGAGCCCCCUAUUUGAGUAUUGUAGUGAUUUAUGGUUGUGAAGGCCUUCUCUGUAUUUCAUAUGGUGUACUUCUUCUGCCGAGAUUUGUGUAAUGGUUGACCUUGCCAAUGAGUCUUCUUCCUCUGCAUGCUAGCUGUUCUACACCUGAUACCACAAUUCCCACUUACUCUUAAAAACUUGUAUAGAACACUGACUCUGCACCAGCCCAGGAACAUCCCUGUAUGUAAUGCUCUGACAUCUCCCUGAUCACCUUGUAGAACCUCUUUCACUGCCACUUUUGUGGUGGCUUCAUUCCACAUAUCACCAAGUGUGAUGAUUACUUUAAAACAACUAGUGAGAAACUGCUUAAAAUAUUAAAGGUCUUGUGUUUCCAUUGUCAACAAAGAAAGAGCACAAAGUCCUCAUCAAUGUUGUCUUUGUUACAUAAAAUCAGACAAACAUGGAUACAUUUUUUUACAAUCUAUUUAGGCCAACGAACAUGGAUAAAUACUUUAAUUAAGACCACUGGGAUGAGGCUGUUAGAGAGGAGUUAAAAUUGGCAUGGAAUUCAUACAAUACAUAGGCACCAAUGUCAUUUUCCAAUCCAACAUUUUAGCACAUGAAGUAUUGAAAUGCAGUCUGAAAAUCAGGUAGACCACCUUGCUACAAUUUAACAUAAUAGUAAUGCUUCAGUUAUAAUCUCAUAAUAUAUGAGAUUAAACUCUUGCAUAGGAAUGAUCAUCAUUUUUCACAUUACUUCGGUUGGAGAUAGCCCUAAAGGAUUGUCAUGACUAUAAAGAUAUUUUAGAAUGCUA